Messenger RNA from Mollisia scopiformis, 1317 nucleotides. RefSeq lists its product as uncharacterized. Gene Ontology annotation, biological process: inositol phosphoceramide metabolic process; sphingolipid biosynthetic process. The transcript has 3 exons. Bases 1 to 1317 code for a protein of 438 amino acids. NCBI's taxonomy places the organism in Eukaryota, Fungi, Ascomycota, Leotiomycetes, Helotiales, Mollisiaceae. Gene Ontology annotation, molecular function: inositol phosphoceramide synthase activity. Gene Ontology annotation, cellular component: inositol phosphoceramide synthase complex. The record is from RefSeq and is a predicted model, not a curated record.
AUGGGUGGGAUAGGCGCGGUUGCUGAGCCCCUCGUGGUCAUUGCUCUACUUGUUGGCGGCACUUGGAUCAAUCGAGAUUUCGAGCCUGGGAGAAGGAGACGACCGAACGAUACGCGAAGAAUUUCAAACGAUGCAACGUACAGAGAUAUCGAGGAAGAUGGAGAAGCGAGGUCGACUUCGCCAUCCUUGCUGGUUACACAAGAGCCGGAAUGGAGAACGAGAACGCUUGGUGCGUGGGGUAUAAAGAAAGAGGUCACUACACCGAAUACUAGGAGGUUCAGAGGUUACUUUCUGAGUCGCCUGCUCGAAAAGUUUCCAUUCUUGGUCGAAUGCUGGUACUGGGCUUUGAUAUACUGGGUCUACCAACUCGGUCGCGCCGCAACAGCUGUCUGGAUCGUCGAAGGCACUGUAUUCGCCGCACGAAAACAUGCUCUACAAGUAAUCGCCAUGGAGGAGAAACUGCACAUGUUCUUCGAACUUCCUAUCCAACGUUUCUUCAUGCAGAACCAAUUCAUCAUGACUUGGAUCAACCGCACAUACUCCUUCAUCCACAUCCCCGGCUCGAUCGCAUUUCUCAUUUGGCUCUUCUACUAUACCAAUACACGGAAUAGACUUGAUGAAAGUCAGCGCGGCAAAGACAUAGGAGAGGUGAAAGGUUCGCCAGCUGGUCCAAGAUUGUACGAGUCGAGGAGGAGAACUAUGGCUUUCUGCAACUUACUUGCUUUUGUCAUCUUUACCGCGUGGCCUUGCAUGCCUCCCCGCCUUUUAAGCGCAGACAACACCCAAGACGAAGCUGGCAAACUCGCUCGAAGCUAUGGAUUUGUAGACACUGUCCACGGUCCCGGAGGCGAAGGUUCAAUAUGGACCGACAACCGCUUCACCAAUAAAUUCGCCGCCAUGCCAUCCCUCCACUUCGGAUACUCCCUCCUGAUCGGCCUAACAAUCGCCACCAUCCCAUUAAAUCCCUCACAUGAAUCCUCCAGCUCAUUCAUCCUCCCAUUUUUCAACCGCUCUCACCCCUCUCUGGCACCCAAAAUCACGCUUCCCUCCUGGCCACGCAUGCUCUGCAUCGGCGUUGGGACUUUCUAUCCAAGUCUGAUCUUGCUGGCUAUCAUUGCUACGGCGAAUCAUUUUAUUCUUGACGCUGUAGCGGGGAGCUUGGUUUGUGGGGUUGCGUGGUGGGGAAAUGAUGUUCUGUUGAAUCUGUUGGUGGUGGAGGAUUGGUUUUUGUGGGUCGUUAGGAUUCAUAAACCGGAGAGGGUGGUGGUGGACGUUGAUGAGGAUGAUUUUAUGGGGAAGGGGGUUUUGAGGAGGUGA